GCUCCUCGGAGGUCACAUGAUCAGAGGAGGCCAAAGGGGGAAACGGUCACGUGGCGGGGGCUGGCUGGGUGAAUGUGCCGGGCGGGCUUGGGGAAGAUCCUGGGCCUCAGGAAGGUAGAGGGAGGGAGGAAGAGAGCUUGGAGCCGAGCGCGGGUGCUUUGCCGUUGGGCGCAGCCGGCCAGGGGGUUAGCUGGGUCCUCCCGGGGUAAAAGGUAGGGGCUCUCUCCAUCCAGGCCCUUCGGGCGAGGUGGGCUUUUCUUGGGAGGGGAUCCCUGGCUGCAUUGGGGAACGCAAGGCUGGGCCCGGAGGACGGUCUCUGGCCGCUGGAAAAGGCCCAGAUUCGUGCUGAAGGCGCUCUUGGCGGCACCGGGGGUCGACAGGCCUAAGGAGGAAACACUGUAGGGGAAGCGAGUGACGACCCCCCCCCGCCCCCGCCCGAAGGAAGAGAGGGGUUAGAUCGGGCCUUUUUGAAAACUCUCUGCACGGGAGAAAAUCUCUUAGCAACGGUUUGGGGGGUGGGAGCCACGUUGGGUGAGCACAAGGAGAGCCCCUAGUGGGAAGAAGACGCUUUUCUAGAAGCAGAAGGGCUUGGUGGCAGGGAAGGAAGGACGCCCGCCUCUGUGCAUGUGCGGGGUGUAGAAGUUUGAUCUGGAUCCUUGGGGUUAUAGCAGGGAAGGGUUGAGUUUUCUGGUGAGGGCACACAGGUAACCACGACAGAGGAGAUUAGGGGAUAGCUCUCUUUAAAAAAAAAAAAAGCUUUUUGCAGGAGUCUGUACAACGUGAGGAUAGUUUAGGGUAGAAGUUCAGAACGUAGCAGGGGGCCAGUAGUGCUGGUGUCUCAUUCUUCCACUGAACUGUGGUAGCAUUGCAGGAUUUGGGGAGCACUGCAAAGAUUCUGGGGAUUGUUCUUAGAGAAGACUUUAGCUUGAACUUCUUGUAGGGUGUGUGUGUGUGUGUGCGCGCACCUGGUCUUGUACUGUUUAGGAAUAAGCCACUAAUUCGUAGUGCAGGAGAAGUGUCAGAGAAUCCCCUGUUUCUCAAAAGAGGGUUAGAACCAGAUCACAGUCAAGUCUGUGGGGAUAAGGAGUACCUUUCACAUUCUUGAGGCUCCUCUGCUGUUGGUGACCUACAUCCAAGACCAACUAGAGGCCAUGCAGAAAGAGGAACUGGGCAUGGAUGAAAACCGUAACCCAGAGGAGGAGCUGCGACUCCUGGGAGGAAAGAAGGAGAAAUGCCACAAUCUCAGCAAUCGCAUCCGCACAGGGUCAUGGGAGUCCAAUGGGUACACUGCACCCUCAGAGAUCGCUGACGAGCCCAGUGUUCCCUUGAGCCCUUCCAACAGCCUUAACAUCCGCAAUCUCCAGCUGUCUGAGCGGGACCCUCCAGUUCCCCACCACCCUUCCCACCGCUACCCCCGCCGCUACUACCAUGCCCGGCCCUUCCAUCCUGUUGCCUACCACAAGACCUACCGCGGCAACCCCUCAGACCGCAAGGAAUGGGGGCCCAGCACCAAUGGCCACCACUGUGCUCCGGAGGGUGUUUCCAAUGGGCGCUGGCAGCACCGCCGCCGUGGCUAUUCCGACCCACCCUCCCCGUCAUCUUCUCCUGAAUCGGAACGUGACAGCUCGGUCAAAGCCAGCGAGAAGCCUGCUGCUACAUCAAAUGCCACCACUGCAGCCACCGAGGAUUCUGGGAAGGAAACGUGGUCACUCUUCCGGCCCCUUCCUGCUUUCCCUGUCGAUAGCAGCAGCGCCCGGAUCAUCCCCAAGAUCUCUUAUGCCAGCAAGCUGAAAGAGAACUUGGAGCAACCAGGGAAAGCCUGCCACGUUCCUGCCUCAGCCGUCCGCACCACCAAUAGCCUCCCCAACUGUGUCUUGGCUCCACCCCCAAGCAGCCCCCCGCCCACCGACAGCACUCGGCGGCAGCACCUGGGAGCCAUCUUUCAAAAUGAGUGGGGCCUGUCCUUUAUCAAUGAGCCGGGAGCUGGGCAUGGAGGAGGCGGAGGGAUGGCACCAGACAAGGCCGUAGAAGAUGCAGAUGCCGGUGCAUGCUGGGAAAAGAUGGAAGCCGAUGACUGGCAGGCCGCAAGAAAUUAUCACCUGGAAGAGUGGAGUCAUAUAUGGGAGCUACACAGUCAAGUUCCUAGCAGUGUGACGAUCUAUACGGACACCUUGGAUGGAAAAGGUUAACGCCAAGGAUUCCUGGGGGAAGCACCGCUAAGAUGGGGGUGGGGCACAAGGGGAGAGUCGAAGCACCCACCCCACCCCCCUUGAAGACUGGAGAAGCCCAGGCAUCUUGAAAGGGGAAGCUACGCCACCUGCCUACCUCCCUUCCUUUGCCCUAAUGCUGUUAUAGCCCAAAUUGUCCUGGGUGGGGCUAUCUCACCUUUUCUCUCUCUUUCUCUUUCUCUGAUUUAAUGCUCUGGUUUUUAAUUUCUUCACAUGGUUUUUAAUUUCUCUGGAUUCCCCUGAAAAUAAAGGCAAAAAAGAAUUUAUUUAAAUUCA
Messenger RNA from Hemicordylus capensis (graceful crag lizard), 2504 nucleotides. RefSeq lists its product as uncharacterized. The transcript has 4 exons. Lineage: Eukaryota; Metazoa; Chordata; Lepidosauria; Squamata; Cordylidae. Gene Ontology annotation, molecular function: RNA binding. Bases 1152 to 2189 code for a protein of 345 amino acids. Gene Ontology annotation, cellular component: nucleoplasm; cytoplasmic stress granule. The record is from RefSeq and is a predicted model, not a curated record.